Molecule: messenger RNA, 1665 nt
Organism: Acanthopagrus latus (yellowfin seabream)
Lineage: Eukaryota; Metazoa; Chordata; Actinopteri; Spariformes; Sparidae
Product: uromodulin-like 1
Exons: 5
Coding region: 86-775 (229 amino acids)
Source: RefSeq, a predicted model, not a curated record
GUCUGAAUCAGAGCUGCCGAGGAGGAAACACAGGAGAAGGACCUCACCUCUUUAUCUCUCUGGUGUUACAGAAGUUUCCGAUGACAUGUGUGGCAGUGGGAACUACACAGCAGAGAUGAGUCUGACCUCAGAGAGAGGUGUAGAGCCUGGUGAUGCUGUUCCUGCCAUUGGGAACAUCAGAGUGGUUAUCAACCUGAAGACAAACAACAGUCGGAUAAAUCUUGAGGUCACCUCCUGUUGCCUGUCCCCAACGAUCCAGCCUGACCUUACCAACUCCACCUGCUGCCUUUUCUCCAGGUUAGCAGCAGAGCCAGCGGGGAUCACGCUGCUGCCCAGUGCCCUGUCAACCAGUGCCAGCUUCACCAUCAGUCUUUUUCAAAUGAUUAAUUACUCAGUAGCGUACCUACACUGCGAUCUCAGUGUCUGCCUGAGAAACCACUCCGACUGUGAAAGGCAAUGUCUUCAGCGGAGGAGAGCAUUUCCCUCAGAGGGCCCAGAUGCUGUUGUCUCCAAUCUCAGGAAUCGCAUAUCCUUUGGCCCCAUGGUAAAGGAGGAAGUGAAAAAUUCUACCUCCCCGGAGGAGAUAGACCCAACAGAGCUGGACCUGGUGCUGGUCAUUGUAAGCCUGGUCGUCGGCUCCUCUCUGGUCACAGUGAUGUUGCUGCUGGUGUGGCUGGCCUACCGUCGCCGGGCAUUCUGGCUGCUCCACUCGGCGGCUCCACCGCGAGCCUGCUGCGGCUGUCUGCGCCUGGGAGGUGACUUGAUCCUUCCGUGACCGAGGAGGGACCACCGCCAAUUACACUGAUCACAUCCCCACCAAAAUAGCUGCCGACAAUUACAUUAGUCAACAGACGGAGGAGCAGUCAAUCACAUUAACUGUAGAGCAGAGGCGGCCGGUCAUAUCAGCCGGUAUAGGCCAGACUAGACGAUGAAGCGCAAUCCAAUUCACACCUCCUCUCAUAGGUGACACAGCUGUUGCAGUCAAAUUUCACACUUAGCCAUGAGCAGUCUAUUAUCAUUCACUGCAAAUAAACACCAUAUCCAAAUAGAAAAAGCUGCUCUGAUCCCUUUGUUUUCCCUCAGUGGCAACAAAUCAAUACUCUUUCUAUCGUUCUUUGGGAUUGAUAGCUCGUUAAUAUACUCGUUUAGAAUAAUAUAUGCAUUCAUGGCUUGACAUUUGUAUUGAGCCCCUGUGAUAGACAGUUUAGGAACAAUGUAUCUCAUUGGGUGAAGAGAAAUUCAAGCGUAUUUAUUGGUGAAAGAAAACAUAAAGAACCCUCCGCGAUGUUGGUUUUCCUCCUUUGAAAAUGUCCAAUCAAAAUGACUUAUCAUGAAGUUUCUUCAUUCGUAAUCUCCGCCAGAUAUGAGGGGGGUGUACAUGGUGGUCACGUUAGAGAAUUUUAUCUUUUGGCAUUCUGAAAUGGCUUAAGAAUUACAUUUUUCAUCACUGGUGUUUCAAAACCUGUAUAUUCUCUCCCUCUUUAUUCCAGUACUCUCAUGCAUGCAUGAUGGCCACACAGCCUGCCCUGCACUCCCUGUUCCCCACCCACAUGCCCCCAGACAUGCCUGACAGAGAGCUGCACUCGACUGAGUGCACUCUACCACUUUUGAUCUCUCUGUCAGGAGGAAUUCUUGAUCUUUGACUUAAAUUCAUGCUGAGAAUCU